AUGCCGGGACCUGGUCCUCAUCUCAUGUUCGCCAUGGCGUCGGGGUUGUGUCUAACCACCACCUCUAAUGGAAGAUUUAGCCCACACCACACACUCGUCUACACCAUCAAUGCCUUCUUUGGACCUGAUAUUGGCUCCUUCUCCGUGUGGCUUGCCUCUUUUCUUGGCGGUGACACUGUAGUCUCCUUCGUAGCCAAUCUCAUCCACGAUCCCUUCGGUUACUUCAUUAUCUUAGGAUUUCCUCUCUCUUCCCUUUACUCUAAGAUUUCAUCCCUUCUUCUCCGUUCACGCCUUCUUCAUGCUUCUCACUCCAGGCUUCCCCUUACAAAGAUGCAGUGUUUUCUCUUGAUAUCAGCGGGAUCUUUCACUCAUUUUUUUCUAGACCAUCUCUUUGAGGAGAAUGGGAAAACAACCAUGUACAAAUGGAUCUUGGGCACUGGCUGGUGGGAUGGCACUGCACCAAUUUACCCGUCUGCUGUUGUUGUAGUGGGCUUCUUAUGUCUUUGCUUAAUUGGCGGAUUCCUUUAUCUCAACAGAGCAAGCUCCUCAGUAUCAUUUCAUUCAAUGAUACUUGUGAUAGUCAUAGCUGCUUUAUACUGCUCAUGGUGUAUAAGUCAGAUAUACUGGACCAGUAAGCGCCGUCCAGCGGUUGGAGAAGAAGCUGAUCUUGGUGUUCUUGUGUUCUUAGCUGUGUUUUUCUUUCUACCUUAUGCUUUGUGCAUAAUGUCCAUGUACCCUAGAGGUCUUGAUUCUGAUCAGAUUCCACGUUAA
Messenger RNA from Vicia faba (fava bean), 771 nucleotides. The record is from the annotation of a GenBank genome assembly. NCBI's taxonomy places the organism in Eukaryota, Viridiplantae, Streptophyta, Magnoliopsida, Fabales, Fabaceae.